GUUGUAUAUAAAAAUGAUUAUCAGACGUAAUAGAAAUAGAUAGAAUAGAAAUGUAUUUACUACGGGAUUAAAUUAAAUAAUGGGUCGAAGAUAUGCGUCAGUUAUUGUACAGCAACAAAAUAAGCUAUGCUCUUAAAUAAUAUGUAAUAGAGUCUUUAUUCAAAAUGGGUUGUGUGAGUAGCAAGGACAUAAAUGAUAGGCAUCCAAACAUAUUUCAAGUGACUAAUGUUAAUGAUCAAGGAAGACCUAUAAGCCCUGGAAAAUUACAAGUAACCGAAACUGAACUAGUCUUAUACCAAAGAGGAAAGGAACCUACUAAAUGGCCCUUACGGUCUUUAAGAAAGUAUGGUUUUGACACUGAAGUUUUUAGUUUUGAAUGUGGACGAAGAUGUCCAACUGGACAUGGCAUUUAUGCAUUUCGGUGUAGGAAGGCUGAACAGCUUUUUAACAUAGUACAACAGCAUAUUACAGGCAAUGUUAAUGAUGAGAACAACCCUACGGCCAAUAAUAUUAAUCCAAACGUUGAUUUUCCCAUACCAGCGGUAAGUACGGGGCCUCCUGUUCAACGUAGAAUAGGUUCGGGAUUCCAACCAGACGGUUACUUAAAUCCCGUUACGGUACCUAGUACUGCCCGACCUCACAACAUGUUAAGCAGACCAGGGUCUGUAAGUAGCAAUGGUCCUCUAAGUCCUACAACCACUUCUCCUCCUCCAGAUGCAGCAUUGGAACACAACAACAAUAAAAGAGGAAGCCUAGUUACAGACCCAUCAUACACAAAUACCAGUGCUUUACUGGAGAAUGGAUCUGUAUUGCCUAAUUAUGCCAAUUUAGGAGUAGCGCCUUCAGAAACUGUAGCCGAAAGUUCUUGCCAUGUCUACAUGAAUGUAGAUACAAAAAAUUGUACCAAAGAAAUAACUGUUGCCAAAGAAUUGACUGAUAUACCUGAAAAAGUAAUAGAGACAGAAGAAAAGCAUUGUUAUGUGAACAUCGAUACUAAAGACAUUGAAAAUUUGCGUCCAAUACCUGAUACUCAUUUUGCUAGUGUACCCCCUACCCCCACCAUACCUUAUGGCGAUGUAGAUUACACCCCUGAGUAUAUAACAGUAGGAGAGGUUAACUAUGCUGAGUUAGAUUUAGAUUCGACAAAUAAAAAGACCUUAAUUGGUGCACAACUGGCCCCAGAAAGCCCCAAGGUUGAAAAGAAGAGUUAUGCCACAAUAGAUUUUCAGAAAACUAAUGCUCUCACGCAGUCACGAAAUCCAAGAAUGACGGUGGAAGAAGGUAGUAGGAAAACAAGGCAUAACUCUACGAUCAACUAUAAUAAUUCUUUAAGUGAUUAAGACAUCGAAGAAUUAAAUAUUUUUGUGAUUGUAUUCAAUUAGAAAAAUUCAUAUUACUCAAUAAGUGGCUCCAAUGUAAGUUUUUACACUUUUUAUUUUACCAAAGAUAUAUAGAUACCUAUUUAAAUAAACGUAAUAGUUAUUUUUAUAAAUAAAUAUACAUAGAGUAGAUAUCGCAAAAUAUUGGCAAAAGAAAUAUUUAUUUAAGGUACAUGGUUAAGCCAAGUUUGUUGUUAAAUACAGUAGAACCGCAUAAAUCCGAACCAAUUUACGCCAACCUUUAUUCUACGAGUAAAGAGAAUUUGGAUUACCGUUAAUCCAGAUAUAAUCAAGCUAUCAGUAAAGCUGAUAACAGUCAGAUUAUUGUUGUCUCUAAGUUUACUGAAUUUAUCUUUAUUAUAAUUGAUUAUAGCUAUCAAUUUUUAAUCAAGACAUUUAGUUAAAUAAGCAUAUUUAUUAGAAAUGAACUGGAAUUAAAUUUUAAUUCUACAUAUUUUCUUGAGAAAAAGAGAUUAGAGAUAUUUGCAUUUAGUAUAAAAAUGGUAACUACACAAUUCAGAACAUAAACAUUUUAUCUAUUGUAAUGUGUAAUAAUCGAGGUAAUACUAAUAAUAGUUUACGAAAUUUUGCUGAGCAGUUUACGACUCAUAUUACUUAUCAGUGAAUCACAUUAAGAUAUUAAUAAACUACAUUACAUCAAUCUUUUUUAUUUGGUUUUAUAUAAAGAAAAUAUUUUUUCUGUUUUCAUCAUUUAUAAACUUUACCUUUUUAUAUUAAAAAUAAAUGGAACAUAAUUCAUAAUAAUAGUAAUAGAAUAACAUUUGUAUUUAAUUGAUUUCUGAUUUCUCUUUGCAAAAUGGUAAAAGUAAGAAGUUACGCUCGAUAAUAAACAGUAAAUUAUAAUUUUAUUAUUAAAGGAUAAAUUUUGAACACAUAUUCUUAACUAUAAUCUAAAAUAAUUGACAUACUGAUCCAUUGAAAUAAUUUGUUGAAAGGAAUUUCUCCUGUCUUGAUGUAUCAGAAACAAAUCCUUUGGAUUUUAAUGUUAAUAAUAAAACGUUACAUAAUACAUUUUUUUUAAUUUAGUUUAUCCAAGAGCAUAUCUUUAACAAAUU
Anoplophora glabripennis (Asian longhorned beetle) is the source of this 2455-nucleotide messenger RNA. RefSeq lists its product as uncharacterized. Gene Ontology annotation, biological process: cell surface receptor protein tyrosine kinase signaling pathway. Gene Ontology annotation, cellular component: cytoplasm. The transcript is spliced from 2 exons. Bases 165 to 1340 code for a protein of 391 amino acids. NCBI's taxonomy places the organism in Eukaryota, Metazoa, Arthropoda, Insecta, Coleoptera, Cerambycidae. The record is from RefSeq and is a predicted model, not a curated record.